Molecule: messenger RNA, 2727 nt
Organism: Closterium sp. NIES-65
Lineage: Eukaryota; Viridiplantae; Streptophyta; Zygnematophyceae; Desmidiales; Closteriaceae
Source: the annotation of a GenBank genome assembly
AUGGAGGCAUAUCCUGUGUCGCGCCACCCGCUGCACCCCCGCUUGCACUCUGGAACCACCUUACGCGCCCCCCCCUCCAACCACCAAUGGCGGCCCUUAGUUCCGCCGUCUCGCUAUCAGCUUCUCCGUUGUUCUAUAUCGCUACGGCUGUCGCGGCUACCCGGUCGGCAGAGCGGGAGCGUCCCGCGGAGCCGCAGUCACUCCAGCCGGUUCGUCGCCGCCGCGAGCGGCGAAGAACCGAAUGGAAUUGUUGCGAACGAUGCAGAUAAUAUUGGGGAUAAGAGUGCAGGGGGGAGUGAGAAGGCAGAGAGCGCGGAGCUGGCGGGCAUCCUGGCGCGCGUUCACGAGGAGAUGGCGGAAGCCACCCGCGCCCAGGCGGACGGGCGCGCGUCGGUCCUGCGGAGCAUGGGGCGCGAGGGCGACGGGGAGAGCGCAGCGGGCGAGCAGCUUCUGCUGGAGCUGCUGCAGGCGGAGGAGCAACGGCGCAUGCGCGCGCCGGGGGACGCGGAGGAGUCGGAGGAGGAGGCGGGGUUUUGGGAAGGAAGCGACGGCGCGCAAGGUGGAAAGGAGUACAGGCUGCCCCCCUCCUUCUCCGCACUUGCCACUGGCUCGCCCGCGGUCCUCCCCGCCGCUUCUGCAGCGCCUGCUGCCGCUGGCGGCGAUGGGGGGAGUGAUGAGAGCAGGGGCGCGCGGAUCGAGGGGGGAGGCGAGGGCGCGGGUCAGCGCGAGACGCGGCAGGAGCAGGGGGAGGGGGCGGGUGGCGAGGAAGGGGGCGGAGGGGUGGGGGAGGGGGAGAAGGAGGUGCCGGAGGGGUCAGUGGUACGGGAGCAGCUGGGCGGGCGCCCAGAGCUGUGGCGCGGCGUGCACGUGGCUGGGGCAACGUGGGCGGGCGCGGGCGCGGGGGUAGCGCAAGGGGAGGGGGAUGGGCUAAGGCGAGGGGAGAGACCGGGGGAAGGAGGAGGGGGAGGGGCCGCGGCAGGGCAGAGCGGAGGGGGGGAGGCAGGGGCGGGCAGCGGGACGUACCUGCAGGCGCGCGAGCUGCUGUCGAAUAUGGCCAGGAGCAUGGAGCAGCUGGAGAGCGGGCUCUCCGCCCGCCACAAGGAGAUGGGCGAGUCCACGCAGUUCAUCUCGGGCAUCCGCUCCAGCGACCCCGCUGCCGGCCAGGGCGCAGUGGUGCGGAGAGCGGAGGAGAUGGUGGCGCGCAUGCAGGUGCAGUUCGCGGCCAUGGAGAAGGAGGCGGCCCACAAGGACACCGUGCUUGACCGCCUGCUCGCGCACGCCAAGUCCACCAAGCAGCAAAUGAGGGCGGUGGAGGAGCGGUCGCGAGUGGAGAAGGACGCGUUGAGGCGGGAGAUGACGGAGCAGCAGCAGCGCAUGCAGAAGGAGCUGGAGACAGCGGCGGGGCGGGAGGAGCGGAUGAGGCGGCAGCUGAUGGAGGCGCAGGAGGGCAUCGCGCACCGGGACGCCUUCCUGCAGCAGCUGCAGGAGGAGGCCGCCCUCUCCGCCUCCGCGCUCAAACAGGCCGCCAGGGCGAUGGUGGCGGCGCGGGACCGCACGUUGAGGAUAGAGGAGCAGCUCGAGUCGAUGGGAGACCAGCUGGCCAAGGAGCGCGCCAAGACCCGCCGCGAGCGCGAAAACACUGCUCGUGUUACCGCCGAGCUGGCGGAGGCGCGCAUGGCGGCGGAGGAGAUGGCGGGGCGGGUGGGGCGGCUGGAGAGCGAGGUGCAGCGCAAGGAGCGUGAGAUGCAGCAAAGCCGCCACGAGGCGGACGCUGUCAGGGCGCAGCUUAAAGCCACCCAGCAGGCGUUGGAGGAGGCAGCGCGGCAGGCGAGGGAGGCGCAGGCAGGGAGGCAGCAGGCGGAGGCAGCGGCAGAGGAGGAGCGGGCGGCGGCAGCAGCGGCGGUGGAGGGGCAGCAGAGUGCAGAGCAGCGCCUGAGGGAGGCGCAGGCGCGGGUGGAGCUGCUGCAGGGCGAGGUGGUGUCGCUCAAGGAGGUGGCUUUGAGCAAGGACUCGCUGCUGGCGGCGGUGAAGGAGGAGACGAUGCGCAACGCGGACAUGCUGCUUGCUGCUGCCAACACUCGCAAGGAGUUGGCGGGGGCGGAGGCGCGGGUAGCAGCGCUGCAAGGGUCGGUGGCGGCACUGGAGGCGGAGGUGAGGCAACAGGACCAGCUGCUCAACGACAUCCGCGCCGAUGCUGUCUCCAGUGCUGAUGCCCUGCGCACCGCUGCUCAGAUCAACCAGGACCUGAAUGCAGCGAGGGAGCGCGAGGCGGAGCUGUUGGAGCAGCUGGAGCAGCGCGAGGCGGAGGUGGAGAGUCUGCGCCGCGACACCUCCGAGAACAUCCGCGCGCAGCGAGCUGAGCUCGCGCUGCGGGAGGCGGAGAGGCGGGCGCGCGAGCUGGAGAUGGAGAGGGAGUCACUGCGGCGGGGCGUGGCGAAGCGCGACCAGGCGCUGGGGCUCAUGAAGAGGGAGCUCGAGCGCAGCGCGCACAUGCUCUCCGCCGCUGCUGACACCCGCCAGGCGCUGCGGAGCAUGAAGGAGCAGAUGGAGUGGAUGCAGGAGGAGGCGCGCGUCAAGGAGGAGCGCCUGGCAGCGCUGCAGGAGGAGUUUGUCUCCGCGCUCAAGGGCACCACCUUCCCAUCGCUGGACAAGAGCAUUCUAAAGCGAAGAAAGGUGCCGCCACAAGGGAAGUCGUCUGGAGAUGCGCAACCCCAAUCACCUGCCUGA